AUGGCGACCUACGCAGCGAUUAAGCCGGCCAAGGCUGGAUUGGAAGAGCCGCAAGAGCAGACUCACAAGAUCAGGAUUACUCUUUCCUCCAAGAAUGUGAAGAACCUAGAAACGGUCUGCGGAGACUUGAUUCGCGGGCUAAGGACAAGAGGAAGUCUCCUUGUGGAGAAGGUACCAACACAAGUGGUGAAGCAGAUCACCUCCAUUACCAUCGAGCCUGGUGUUGAGGUGGAAGUCACAAUUGCUGACUCUUAG
Molecule: messenger RNA, 255 nt
Organism: Linum trigynum
Lineage: Eukaryota; Viridiplantae; Streptophyta; Magnoliopsida; Malpighiales; Linaceae
Source: the annotation of a GenBank genome assembly